AUGUACGACAGUUUGGGGCCCGCAAUUGAAGCGAUUGGUAGAUAUGGGUUCGGUAUGAAACCCCCUACCUAUCAUGAGGUACGUGUUCCUAUGCUGAAGUUAGAGAUGGAACACACCAAAAAACUUUUGCGUGAUAACGAGGUUGAAAAGUCAACCUAUGGGUGUUCGUUGAUGGUUGAUGGUUGGAGAGAUCGGAAAGGAAGGGCGUUAAUCAACUUCCUAGUAAACACUCCUCAAGGGAGUAUGUUCGUUGAAUCAGUCGAUGCUUCUAGCUAUUCUCACACCGGAGUGCUUCGUUUAGUUGAUGGAGAGAAAAAGCCUCCUACGGGUUAUAUUUAUAAUGUUAUGAAAAUGGCAAAGGAGUUGAUUGCUGCCUCUUUCAAAAAUAAAGAAGCAAAGUAUAGAGAGAUUUUCAAAAUAAUUGAUAAAAGGUGGGAUUGUCAGUUACAUCAACCUUUGCAUGCAGCGAGAUAUUAUUUGAAUCCUGGUUUGUAUUACAACAAUCCAGAGGUGGAGGAUGCUACUGAGGUGAUAAGUGGGUUACAAACAUGCAUUACUAAGUUGAUAUUAACCGAAGACGAGCAAAUACAGAUUAACACUGAGCUCCUGCUAUAUCGACGUGCUGAUGGGAUUUUCGGAUAUCCAAUGGCAGAGAAAAUGCGAGCAAAGCUUGCACCAGCGGAGUGGUGGCUGCAAUAUGGAGCAUCGGCACCAACUCUAAAAAAGUUUGCAAUCAAGCUUCAUUCCAAAAAGAGAAACUGA
This is a messenger RNA of Helianthus annuus (common sunflower), 762 nucleotides long. RefSeq lists its product as uncharacterized. The coding region runs from base 1 to 762 and encodes 253 amino acids. The record is from RefSeq and is a predicted model, not a curated record. Lineage: Eukaryota; Viridiplantae; Streptophyta; Magnoliopsida; Asterales; Asteraceae. The transcript is spliced from 4 exons.